GACAACGACGUCGUCGUCGUCGUCCAGGGAGGCUGCUCCGGGCCUUGUGUGUUGGCCUCUCGUGAGCGAAGCCACGGAAUUCGUGGGCCCCCGCCACGCCACGCCGUGGACGUCUGACGGGGCGGGCCUCGUGCGGCCACUCCGUGCGGCCACUCCGUGCGGCCUGUGACGGUGGUGGUGACGGUGGUGGCAGGGAUAGCUCCUCAACGGGCUGACUGACUUGCUUCGCUGUCUCGACAAGCAUGGGUGAGCAGCCCCCCAUAGAGAUGAGCUGCCUGGCCAAGAAGUUGGAGGCACUGCAGUCCGCCGACUCGGAGGCCGCCUGCCGCGUGGGGGAGGAGGCGGAGGAGGAGGGCGAUGCCGGCGCCCGCUUCUGGGAGGCGCCCGACUUCUGCAUGGCGUGCGCCCAGCGGCACGGCCCGUCCGAGGGCCACGCGUACGACUACCGGCAGGAGGUGGACGAGGACCUGACGUGCCGCGUGUGCCUGGAGCCGCUGCUGGGCCCGCUGGACACGCCGUGCGGCCACACCUACUGCCGCGAGUGCCUGCGCGGGAUCGCGGCGCGCGUCCGGGCGUCCCGCGCCCACGGCGAGAACGGAGAGGGAAAUCGGACCGAUGAUGACGACGACGACGACGACGAUGAAGACCUGGAGGUCUGCUGCCCCUUGGACAGGGAGCCGUUCCGGCUCUUCGAAUGCUCCUCCUCCAGCUUCCUCGUGAAACGCCUGCUGGACAAGCUGAUGGUCGGCUGUCCCCUCUGUCCCGACGGCGAGAUGCAGCGGAGCGAGCUGGAGGAACACCUCCGUAACAGGUGCCCCGGCACAGCGGCGUUCCGCGAGGCGGAGGAGAAGCGGCGCAAGGCGGCGGCGGCGGCGGCGGCCGGGGGGAGCGGCCACGGCGCGGACAGCUCGGCGCAGCACGCGUUUGCGUUGCUCAACGCCGGCGUGUGCUCUGUGGAGGCCAUCGCGCUGCUCUCUGACGAGCCGGGCCUCGUCAACCCAGGAUUCCAGCUCAGCUCCGAGGAGGAGCUCGACAACGAUGGAGACACGGGCCGGCGGACGAGAGGCUCCAGCAGAGACAGCGCCGCCCCCUCACGCAGCGACAGCUCCUCCGGCGGGGAAUCGUCCGGCUCCGAGCUGUCCCCGGGCUCGCCGGUGCGCGAGGGCGCCGUGUCGACCCUGGAGCUUCGGCGUGCCGACCCCUACGAGGAGCUGGGCGUGAUGGUGGUGGGCGGCAGCGACACGCCGCUCGACAGCAUCGUCAUCCAGGAGGUGCUGAGGCCCGGCCUCGCGAGCCGCGACGCGCGCCUCCUGCCGGGGGACCGCAUCCUCAAGGUGAACGGCGUUGACAUUGGCAGCGUGCCGCACGAGUUUGCGCGCGCCGCGCUCGCGGAGCCCUGCCGCAGCGUGCGUCUCCACGUGCUGCGCGACGCGCACCACGCCGCCUUCGACGCUCCCGGGGCCGCCCCCGCGGCCCCCGCGGCCUCCUCGCGCUCGCCCGCCCGCCGAUCCUACCGCCGUUCGGCGUCCUCCGCGUCGGCGUUGGCCGCGUCGGGAGGGGCCGGCGCCGGCGCCGCCCGCCGGGAGUCGCACCGGCUGCCCCGCCGCCACACGUGCCGGGACUUCCGCGGCGGAGAGGCGCGCCGAGGGAACGGCCUCGCCGCGGCCGCCGGGCCUGGCAAUGAAAGCCUCCAGGUGGUGUUGAGGAAGCGCUACGCGGGCGAGGCGCUGGGAAUCCGAUUGGCCGAGGCGGCGUGCGGCGGCGGAGCCGGGGCGCCCUCGGAGCUGCCGACGGGGGUCAUGGUGCAGCGCGUGCUGCUGGGGGGGGUGGCGGCGAGGGAGGGCGCCCUCCGUGCCGGCGACCGAGUCAUCGCCAUCAACGGGCGCGACGUGCGCAGGGCCACCACGGAGCAGGCGGUCGCCAUCAUACAGUCGUGCCAGGACCGCGUGCACUUCGUGGUGUCGCGUCAGUGCCGGCCGCACGUUCCCGAAAUCCUGCACGAGGUCGUCCCCAACAACAACGACGACGACAACAACAACGCUGGUGCUGCAGCGGCAGCGGCGCUGAGCACCGGCUCGCCGUGGCAGGAGAAGACGGUGCGGGUCUCGAAGGCCCCCCACGAGUCUCUGGGGAUGACGGUGGCGGGGGGGCUGGGCAGCCUUGGGGGGGACCUCCCGAUCUACGUGACGAGCGUGGACCCACACGGCUCGCUGGGCCGCACGCGCAACGUCCGCACGGGCGACGUGCUGCUGAGCGUGAACGGCACCGACCUGACGCGCCUCGCGCACGCCGAAGCCGUGGCCGGGCUCAAGGCCGGCGCGGCGAUGCCCACGGUGGAGCUGCACAUGCUCUCCCACGUCUCCGCCACCGCAACGUCGCCCACCAACUCCUCGGCCACCUCGGCCGCCGCGUCGCCCACCAGCGUCGGCGAGGAGCGUGGGGCCGGCCGCAGGGAUGGGCAGCGCAGAGACAGGCCGCCGAGAGCGACGUCGACCGACGAGGAGGAGGCGGCCGCCCAGGCAGACAACGAGCGCAACGAGGAGGGGGGCGCCGCCACGGAGGAGCGCCUCACCUGGACGCCCUCCUGGGUCACGUGGCUCAGCCUGCCCAGCGUGCUGCAGAGGCAGAAGGAGAUUGUGCUGGCGCGCGGCAUGUCGGGCAGCCUGGGCUUCAGCAUCGUGGGCGGCUUGGAGGAGAGCCGCCACGCACAGCCCUUCCUCGUCAAGCACAUCGUGCCCGGCACGCCCGCCUUCAACGACGGGCGCCUCAGGUGCGGCGAUCGCAUCGUGGCCGUGAACGGGAGGAACACGGCCGGCAUGAACCACGCGGCGCUCGUGCGCACGCUCAAGGAGCUGCGGGGCAAGGUCUCGCUGACCGUCGUCUCCCUGCCCGGCUCCCACGUCUAGCGGGCGCCGACACCGCCGCCGGCGCCCGGCUGGGCCGAGCGUCCGUCGCUCGGGUCGGGACGGAGCCAACGACAAAAACAAAACGCUUCCCCCCGUUUUAGACGGCCCGCUCCACGAACCGCGGCCGACCUGCCGGCCCCCAGAACACGGCUGCAUUGUCGUCUUCGGCGUUGUGUUGGAGGCAGUACAGAAAGUGGGAUUUUUUUUUGCGUUUGUUUACUUUGCACGAAGCCCCUCUCCGGUUUAGCAGAGCUUUCCGCGUGUUCUCUUCGUACGUGUGGAUUUCCCCCCGGGCACUCCUCGUUUGCUCGCACGUGCAAAAAUACGCGCGAGCACGACGAGACUCAACGAGGCUGUCCCUCGUUGGAAGUUUAUUGUCGAGUUAGACGGCGCUGUGCUUGAAGGGGUUUAACAAGGAUCGGUACCAAUUUCAUGGGGAAGUUAAAAGGGGUUGUCCUAUGGAACAACCACCCCCCCUCCCCUGCCACGGGAAUGUGGAAUUUCCACCACUAGCCGAAAGCCUCGGAUGCAGGUGUGAAUGUCGAUCCCCAUGCUCAUCCGAGCAGAGACAUUUUAAAGUCAUCCUGGUUUUUUUUAAUAAUUAUUAUUUCGCAUUUCCUUAAAACUCGCGCUUUGCAAAAUGGUGAGAAGUAAUUUUCAACCAAAGCUUGAAAUUGUUUCAUCGAGGGUCAAAAGUCUGAGCCAUCUCUGCUGCGUUCGCGUUCUGGGACCGCCUGGUCGUUGCGGGAAUGUGGCUGCCGCUGCUGCCGCUGCUGCUACUGCUGCUGCUUGUGUGAUGAUUGUGCGAUGAUUGGUGGCAGAACCUCUUUUAGGCCAACACCUCUCUUUUCGGCCUUCGUUUUUCCAAACGGGGCGCUCAUUCUAGUUUUUUGGACAGACGCAAAACGACGGGCAGUUGAGUUGAGUCCGAUUUGUAAAUUUGUCCGAGCAAUUAGUCCAGUGUAGGUGAUGAAACGCAGCUUUUUCUCUCGCUCUGUCUCCCGCUCUCGAUCCCAGGUCUCAGUUGCAAAAGAAUUAACACCUGAGGCCUGAUUUUGUGUUGGUGGAAAUUAGUAAAAAAAAAAUAAUCUAGAUGUUUGGUGGGAAACUAAACAAAAUUGACAUCACAAAAGGAAAUAAUUGAUUAAAUGUGUUUCGUAUGGCCAUAUUGUCAGUCCACUGCUGGAUGAAGGGCAACUCUCUGUUGGUCAUGGGGGUUGUUUGGCCAUACUUCACCAUGCUGGUCAGUGCUUUUUGGUGAAUGCGGAUAUGGGAGCAGUUGUGGUGGAGGGUGGUGCCCAGUACCGGUUCAGAUAUCACCGCUCGCCGCGCUGUGCCUGUUCAGCGCACGUGCGCGCGGCUACGUGGCCCGUGAUCACCUUGAGACUGCGGGUUUCACACAGGCUUAAAAACGAUCUCGGAUUUCAAGCGAGUCGCGAACCAAAUAUCAUAACCCCGAUGGGUGAAGAUACAUCACAUUAUCAAGUGGAUCAUUGCAAGCUCACUUUUUUAUUUUGAAUGGCCAGAAUUAAAAAUAGUAAUAAAAAAAAAGUCCGAUCA
This is a messenger RNA of Petromyzon marinus (sea lamprey), 4466 nucleotides long. Its product is annotated as ligand of Numb protein X 2-like. The record is from RefSeq and is a predicted model, not a curated record. NCBI's taxonomy places the organism in Eukaryota, Metazoa, Chordata, Hyperoartia, Petromyzontiformes, Petromyzontidae. Gene Ontology annotation, molecular function: protein binding.